Stegastes partitus (bicolor damselfish) is the source of this 2983-nucleotide messenger RNA. It is a transcript of the gene ttc27, whose product is annotated as tetratricopeptide repeat domain 27. The coding region runs from base 191 to 2731 and encodes 846 amino acids. Gene Ontology annotation, molecular function: protein binding. The transcript has 20 exons. NCBI's taxonomy places the organism in Eukaryota, Metazoa, Chordata, Actinopteri, Pomacentridae. The record is from RefSeq and is a predicted model, not a curated record.
CAACGCGCAUCUGUCAUGGCUGCUUACUGAUGCCACUUGCACCACAUGGGUGGAAAUAAACAUUUUAUCAGUGAAUGAGAAGUACUGACUGGGCUCACUAACACAGCGGUUGACCGUCGACUCUGAGCGGGACCGUCCGGACUGAAGGCAGCGGCUCCAGCUCACUGAACCAGAGACCAGAGGCUCCGUGAUGCCGCUCGACGUGGAGCUGCCCGUACUCCGAGGCUUUUUAACAGCCAGCGAGGCAGCGGAGUGGAAGCAGAAUGUCUUCAGUACUGCAGAGGCGGGCCCUCUGCUGGAAUCCUUAAUGGAAGGGGACUUUGAGGCAGUUCUGCUGAACCCACAGAUAAUAGAUCUGCUCACUGGAGAUGGCAACUGCAGCGAGGGUGAGGACAUCGAGACCUACUUGGAAAAACGGGUCCUGCUAUACCUGAAUGGAGGCACCAACGAUAAUCAGAACAACAGGGAGCUGGCAGUGAUGACCCUGGCUGUGUCAUGCCUUCACGCGUUUGCCCAAAGUAACUGGACUGGUCCUUUGGUCUCCUUCCAUAUCUGUGACCUCCUGCCCCAGGCCCUGCUGUCCUCUCAGCAGCCCCAGACCCUGGUUGAAGCUGUCCACUCCAGCCUGCUCCUGGAUGGAGAGUCUGUCUACAGCCUGGUGGCCAACCCCUUCCUCCUUCUGCUGGCAAGGGUCAUUCUCAUCAAGUGCUCCUCCAAGAUGGACAGCCUCCAGCUGCUGCCCUGGUGGACCCUUCGCUACAUCAACCUGCACCAGCAAAUCCUGGAGGCCCGUUCUCCUCAGCUCUUCAACUUGGCCCAAAGCAGCAUGGACAAAGUGCUGAAAUGCCAAUCUGUGUUGUCGGAGCAGAGAAACCUGGCUAUUCAGUUCUACCUGGAGUGUGCCUACACUAACCUAACCUACUAUGAGUAUCAGUCAGCCAGGGAACACAUCAUGAAGGCCCAGGAGCUCUCAGGGCUCAACAUCAACAUGACUGGUGCUCUUGGCAAACGGACUCGUUUCCAGCAGAAGUAUUUGGCUCAGCUCAUCCUUGAGGUCAAAAGAAAGCAAGAUCAGCCUGAUCAGAUGAAGUUUGAGGCCAGUCCCACUCCCACACCACAAGCCAUCCUACCAAAGGACUACAAUCUGGGUGAUGACACUGUGCUGGAUAACAUCAAUUUAGCAGAGCCAGAUCAGUACGAGCUGCCUGACCUCAGCGCCGAGGAGCAGGCCGUUGUCCUGGGCAUCUGCACUAACUUCCAGAAGAAUAACCCUGUUCACAAACUAACAGAAGAGGAGCUCCUGGCCUUCACAUCUUGUAUUCUGUCUCAGCCCAAGUUCUGGGCUGUGGAGGUCACAGCUCUUUGCCUCCGGACCAGACUGGAAAAAUCAAGAACCCGAUGCGUGGAGAGAGCCAUGAUGCAAACCCAGGCGAUCGUGGACUACUUUGAAGACAAGAGCUGUCCAGUAACGGAGCGCCUCAAGGUCUUCUACUGCUGCCAAGCCCCACCCAGAUGGACUGUCCAGCAACAGCUGGCCAGCCUGCUAACAGACCUCGGCUGCAUCAGCUCGGCUCUGCUCAUGUAUGAAAAGCUGGAGCUGUGGGAGGAUGCAGUUGUCUGCUACGAGAGGCUCGGCCAACAUGGAAAGGCUGAGGAGAUAGUGCGCAGGGAACUAGAGAAGAAGGAGACGCCCAGUCUGUACUGUCUACUUGGAGACAUCUUGAGGGAGCAUCAGUACUACGACCGGGCAUGGGAGGUGUCGGGUCGACGCAGUGCCAGAGCCAUGCGCUCCAAAGCUCUGCUGCACCUCCACAACAAGGAGUUCCAGCAAUGUGUCGACUGCUUUGAGCAGUCGCUCAAAAUUAACUGCAUGCAGCUCGGUGUGUGGUUUUCCCUCGGUUGUGCCUACUUUGCCCUGGAGGGCUAUGAGGGAGCUGCUAAGUCUUUCCAGAGGUGUGUGGGACUGGAGCCAGAUAAUGCAGAAGCGUGGAACAACCUCUCUACAGCUUAUAUUCGCCUCCAGAUGAAAAACAAAGCCUUCCGUACCCUCCAGGAAGCCCUGAAGUGUAAUUACGAACACUGGCAGAUUUGGGAGAACUUCAUCGUUGUCAGCACUGACAUCGGAGACUUUGCUGAAGUCAUCAAGGCCUACCACCGUUUGAUGGACCUGAGGGAGAACUACAAGGACAUCCAGAUUCUAAAGAUCCUGGUCAGGGCAGUUGUUGAAAACUUGACGGACAGCGAGGGGCAGCAGGCAGGAGCCCUCCAGUCCAAACUGAAGGAGCUCUUUGGUCGGAUCAGUUCCCGCCACAGCAGUGACGCAGAGAUAUGGCGACAGUACGCACUGCUGUACGGUGGAGGCCACAGCUCCAACCCAGAGGACAACGAAAAGGCACUGCAGUUCCUGUCCAAGGCCCAUCGCUGUGACGUUCAGACCGGCGGCUGGGAGAAAGAACCUGCUCUCUUCAAGGAGGUGAUCAAAAGAGGCAUCCAUAUGGGAGAAGUGACAGUCAGUUGCAGUGAGAAGAAGAGUAAUCCAUCAGAAGCUCUUCAGAUGCUCUCCACCACCCGCCUCAGCCUAAGGAGUCUGGCCACCAAAGCCAAGCAAAUGCACACCGACGUGGCUACAGGUCAGAUCCACACCGAGCUGCAGGACGGGGUCGCUACUCUGGAGCAACUCAUCACUGAGCUGCAGGAGCUGAGUGGGAAGCUGCGUAACCAGUCGCAGUGACCGUCCUCACAGAAGCAUCUCCUUUCUGGGACAAAAAAUAGCUUGUCCGUAAUAAGGACUGACCAGAGUCAGACAGAGACUCUACAUUUCCAGACAUCACCCUAAUAAAUUCCAUCAAAUCAAGAGUUAAAGUAGAAAAGGAAAGCCAAAGGACUCACUUUGUAAUCAUGAUGUUUUUAUACCUUUAUGUCUACAUUGGAAGGUAAACAAUGACUAUCUGACAUUAAGCAGUAAAAUGUUUAAAAAUCAAAA